Nerophis lumbriciformis (worm pipefish) is the source of this 1038-nucleotide messenger RNA. The record is from RefSeq and is a predicted model, not a curated record. NCBI's taxonomy places the organism in Eukaryota, Metazoa, Chordata, Actinopteri, Syngnathiformes, Syngnathidae.
AUGUCGAAUGACUAUGCGGGUUCCGACCUCGUGAUAGUCAACACCUGCGGAUUUAUUGAUGCCGCCGUGGAAGAGUCCCUUGAGGCUAUUGGUGAGGCCAUGGACGAGAACGGUCGUGUUAUCGUAACCGGGUGUCUUGGUGCAAAAGCCGACGUCGUGUCAGAGAAUUUUCCGGACCUGCUGGCGGUGACCGGGCCGCAUGCCACAGAAGAGGUCAUGGCGGCAGUGCACGCACAUAUUCCGCCGACCCAUGAUCCCUAUCUGGAUCUGGUGCCGCCGGGCGGGCUAAAGCUGACGCCGAGGCACUAUGCUUACCUUAAAAUUUCCGAAGGCUGUAAUCAUCGCUGUAGCUUUUGCAUUAUUCCCAGCAUGCGUGGUGAUCUUGUCAGUCGCGGUAGUGCCGAUGUGCUGGCAGAGGCGGAAUCGCUGGUUGCCGCCGGCGUUAAAGAGUUGUUGGUGGUGUCGCAGGAUACCAGUGCAUAUGGCGUGGAUAUUCGUUAUCGAAACGAGUUUCAUGGCGCCACACCUGUCCGUUCUCACAUCACCGAUUUGUCGCGGGGCGCUUGGGCAGACCGGUGCCUGGACGGCCUGAUCCUGCCUUACCUCGAUAUCCCGUUUCAGCACGGUAGCCGCGCGGUGCUGAAGGCCAUGAAGCGGCCAGCCCACAGCGAAAAAGUCCUUGAGCGUAUCGUUAAAUGGCGUCAGCUAUGUCCUGACCUGACUAUUCGCAGUACUUUUAUUGUGGGUUUUCCCGGUGAAACUGAAGGCGACUUCGAGCAACUGUUGGCAUUUAUAGAGGAAGCACAGAUUGAUCGAGCGGGGAGACUAUCCGCUAAGGUGGGUAAAACCAUGGAGGUCAUGGUCGACGAAGUCGGCCAGGGUGCCGCCAUCGGCCGCACCAAAGGCGACGCGCCCGAGGUCGACGGUAUUGUCAAAGUCGAUUUGACUGGAGACGAUGUAUCUUGUGGCGAUAUCAUCCCUGUGGAGAUAACCGAUUCAAAUGACUAUGAUCUCAUAGGCACCGCUGUUUCUUCUUAA